Molecule: messenger RNA, 3910 nt
Organism: Nezara viridula (southern green stink bug)
Lineage: Eukaryota; Metazoa; Arthropoda; Insecta; Hemiptera; Pentatomidae
Source: the annotation of a GenBank genome assembly
AUUAGAUUAUAUUUUAGGAACUAUUUUUGUAAAAACCAACAGGACUUUUACCAUGAAGUGGGGACGAAGCAAAUCAAAUCCAAGACGGAGGUCCGAUAGCAGCCUGGACUCGAAGGGAGAUUCGGAGGACGGCGGCUUGGACCCGCCACCGCGAAAAAAGUCUCGUACUUCAAUAGAAGCUACGAUGCAAGCUAAUGGCUGUUCUCCACAGCUACAGCAUAAAGAGAAAGAUGAACCUAUUACAAAAGGUGAGACACAGAUCAAAACUGAAGCGAAUGGCGAACUGGAGAGAAUAUUCAGCAAAACUGACCAGGAUAUUGUCAGGUUAAUUGGACAACAUCUAAAAAGUAUUGGCCUUCAGCAAACUGCUGAUAUGCUUAUGAAAGAAUCAGGUUGUCGAUUAGAUCAUCCUGCUGCUGCUAAAUUCAGGCAACAUAUUAUGGAUGGGGAAUGGAGCAAGGCUGAUAAUGAUUUAAAUGAACUGAAACCUCUCCUUGAGAAAUCAUCUAAUAGUUUAUCUGAAAUGAAAUUCCUUAUACUGGAACAGAAGUAUUUGGAGUUUUUAGAAGACGGUAGAGUUUUAGAUGCUCUUCAUGUUUUGCGGGAAGAAUUAACACCUCUUCAACAUAAUACAUCUAGAGUUCAUGAAAUUAGCAGUUUUAUGAUGUGUGGAGCCCCUGAAGAACUCAGAACAGUCGCCCAUUGGGAAGGUAAAGGGGAGGUCUCUAGGGCACACCUAAUGGAUCAACUCCAACAGUUCCUACCUCCGUCCAUUAUGCUUCCUCCUAGAAGGCUCCAUGCACUUUUGAGCCAGGCUGUUGAGCUUCAGAAAGAGAAAUGCCCUUAUCAUAACACGAAAAUUGAGGAUGGCAUUGAAAACAUAUCCCUCCUUGUUGAUCAUCGGUGCUCAAGGAAAGAGUUCCCAUGCGAAACUAUUCAAGUCUUGAAUGACCAUUGUGAUGAGGUGUGGUAUUGCCGAUUCUCUCCUGAUGGUCUCAAGCUUGCAACAGGUUCGAAGGAUACUACCGUAAUUAUUUGGGACGUCGAUCCGGAUACACUAACAUGCACCCAUCGUAAAACCCUUGAGGGACAUUCCUAUGGAGUUGCUUUUCUGGCUUGGUCUCCAGAUGGGUCUCACUUAAUAGCUUGUGGACCUGAAGAUUGUCCAGAACUUUGGUUAUGGAAUAUGGAAACUGAGGAGUUGAGAGUCAAGUUGUCCCAUUCUCCUGAUGAUUCUCUCACAUCCUGUUCAUGGCAUCGGGACGGUACACGCUUUGUGACUGGUGGCAUUCGUGGACAGUUUUAUCAAUGUGAUUUGUCUGGAAAUGUAUUAGACUCUUGGGAAGGUGUACGGGUCAAUAGUUUGUGGUGUAGAUCUGAUGGAAAGAGCGUACUUGCUGCUGAUACUCACCAUAGAAUUAGAACUUAUAAUUUUGAAGAUCUCUCAGAUGCUAAUAUCCUCCUUGAGGACCAGCCUGUGGUUACCUUUUGUGUGAAUGACUCAGAUCGUCUUGCACUGCUGAAUGUCGCUACUCAAGGUGUCCACUUGUGGGACUUGGAGGACCGUGUCCUUCUAAGAAAAUUCCAAGGAGUUACUCAGGGUCAUUUUACAAUUCACAGCUGCUUUGGAGGCCUUAAUCAAGAUUUCAUUGCCUCAGGCAGUGAAGAUCAUAAAGUAUACGUUUGGCAUAUUAAAAGGGAGAGACCAAUAGCAACAUUAAGUGGUCACACAAGAACUGUGAAUUGUGUGUCAUGGAAUCCAGUGUAUCAUAAGAUGAUGGUUUCUGCCUCGGAUGAUUGCACUGUAAGGAUAUGGGCACCUGCAGAUAUGCUCAAGCGAAGUGGAAGUGGAGGAGAAGGGCUGAGCGGAAAUACUGGAGGUGCUGAAGAGAGUUCAAGUAGCUGUUCUAAUGGCCAUUCAUCUUGGCAAGCCGACAUGAGCUCUUACCGAACCGACCUACCUCGGCAGCAUUCUUUCUUUUUCUGCCUCCUUGGAAAUCUUAGUUUGUGAUUAAAUCCUACACCUAGGAGUUGAGAUGACACCCUGAGCAGGUAAUUGAUUGGCACCUCGGAAAAUAAAAUCGAGUGGAGUUAACUCUUAAAACAUAACUGUAUAAAUUGUGAGCGAUUAUAUGCACAUGCAUUGUUUUACUGUAUGAAGUAAUAAAAAGAAACUUUUCUAAUUACAAUCUUUUAAUUGGGGGGUAUCUUUUAUUUAUUUAUAUUGAGAAUCUGUUUUCACAAAAGUAACAUUGCUUUAGAAGUUGUUAUUAACAGUCGCUUGAUAGAAUUGUGUGUAUAAUUUUCCGCCUACUUAUUGAUAGAUGAUGAAUUUGCAUUUUGUGUGAAAUGGAUGAGGUGUUACAUUUAUUUAUUUAUAUAAUUUUAUGAAAAUGUUUCCUGAUAUAUUUUUGUUAUGACAUAUUUUAUGUACCUUUAAAUUUGUUAAAGAUGUAAUUGCUAAUUUUUGAACCGCAUUAUCACCCUUUUGAACACCAUUAUUGUCUUUCCAUUUAUUUCAGUGAGUACUUAAUAUACUGCCAUAUCUCUCUUGUCAUAAAAUAAUCCUGUCGUAAUUGUUCCACGGCAGACCUGUUUAUAAUCCUCUCUAGUCACUAUUUUUUUGAGAGGAAUACCCUCUUAAUGUUGCAAAAUAUUUUUUAAUAUUAUUUUACACUAAUAAAGGUCAAUGAAUUGAAAUAAUUGAUAUUAUUUAAGUUCACCGAAAUGCUGCUUAAAUUAUAAAAUCUGCAGUUGCCUUUUGUGUAAUUGUAGUACCUGAAAAUAAUGAUUGUUGUUUAUUUAACCAUUAGUGCUUUAAUUCUAUGCUCAGUUUUACCUAUGUACAGUUAAAUUUAUUUAUUAAGUAUGUGAUAGUUUGAAAUCAAAGGUUUAAAAAUACUAUUGUUUUUUUUUUUUUAAAUAAACCAACCAAUAUGUUUUACAAAUGCAUGAAGUUGGUCGAUUCAUAUUAAUGUUCAAGUGUUCUCAUUAUAAUUUAAGGUUAGUUGGAACAGCCCCUUAAGUUUAUCCCUUUUGUUUCUUGUUUUUAUGAUGCUAGUUUUUUUAAAAUUUAAUUUCGAACCACUAGUUAGCUCAGAGAGAUUGUUGUGAUUAAUUUACAUUAUUGAAUAUUAAUGAUUUUCUAAUGCUCAUCUCAUGUGUUUGUACGAUUUUGUAAAUAUAUACAUAUAUAUAUAUUUUGAUAAAAUAAUAUUUACAAUUUUAAUAAUAUAUAGUGAGUAAAUUUUAUUUAACAAUCAGUUUGUGUGUUAACUGAAAGAAUUUUAUUUACAUGUAAACAGCGUUUGUAAGUUUGUGCAGAGCAAUAAGGUUUCUAGGAUCGGUAGGGAUAAAUGCAAAAGGGCACAUACAUAUUGUAAAUAAAUUUAUUAUAGUUGUAAAAUUAUUUAAUGGUUUAAGAUAAAUGAAUGUAUUUUCAGUUGUUUUCUCUAUUUGUAUAACAUCUUUAAAAUAUAUACAUUUUUAUAAUAAAAUUGUAUUUCCUGUUUUUAUAUCAUUAAUUUUUAUAUAACCAUUUUAUACUUAAAAAAAAAGAAGAAAAAUAAUUAAAAUCAGUAAGAAAAAAUUAGAAAAUGUAUUAAUCAGAUCGACACUUGAGAAGUAUAUAAAUCCUGAGCUAAACUAAAAUUUAAAAUUCAAUUCUUGUUAUGUUAAAAAUUGCAGUUGUCUGGAAGUGGUUCACUUUCUAGGCUAAUAAAAAGUUCUUCUGGACUAUCAUUUUUUGUUUUUUCAAAAACCUUUGCUGAUAUCUGUUUUAUUUUUAUCAAUAUAAUGAAUGUUAUUGUAUUAAGUUAAUUUUAAAGCCCAAAAUUAUUUAAUUGAUUAAUGAUGUACAGGUCUAUUUUAAUGGACCUUACAUUCCAUAAUAUGUUUCCAUAUGGAAUCU